Molecule: messenger RNA, 333 nt
Organism: Procambarus clarkii (red swamp crayfish)
Lineage: Eukaryota; Metazoa; Arthropoda; Malacostraca; Decapoda; Cambaridae
Source: RefSeq, a predicted model, not a curated record
AUGAGGUGUUUCUUCAUCUGCACGCCUGGCGUCCGUGGCACGCCUGGCGUCCGUGGCACGCCUGGCGUCCGUGGCACGCCUGGCGUCCGUGGCACGCCUGGCGUCCGUGGCACGCCUGGCGUCCGUGGCACGCCUGGCAUCCGUGGCACGCCUGGCAUCCGUGGCACGCCUGGCGUCCGUGGCACGCCUGGCGUCCGUGGCACGCCUGGCGUCCGUGGCACGCCUGGCGUCCGUGGCACGCCUGGCGUCCGUGGCACGCCUGGCGUCCACAGGACUCCAUGCCAAAGAUUACAUGAUAGUGAAAUCUGGAUGUACAUAGAUGCGAUACAGUCA